Paramacrobiotus metropolitanus is the source of this 2398-nucleotide messenger RNA. RefSeq names its product proton-coupled folate transporter-like. NCBI's taxonomy places the organism in Eukaryota, Metazoa, Tardigrada, Eutardigrada, Parachela, Macrobiotidae. The transcript has 7 exons. The coding region runs from base 708 to 2297 and encodes 529 amino acids. Gene Ontology annotation, cellular component: membrane. Gene Ontology annotation, biological process: transmembrane transport. The record is from RefSeq and is a predicted model, not a curated record. Gene Ontology annotation, molecular function: transmembrane transporter activity.
UGAGUGACGCUUUUGUUAGCUUUUCCGGUCGUAAUCAGCUGAUGGAGCGGAAUACUGUACCUGGCAAACCUGUUUUCACCUUGCAUAAUCGCUUCUUCGUUGGCAUUAGAAGGCACAUAUUUUGUCGGUGGUUAUCGAGAAACCAUACUGUAUGAUGGUUUCAAUGUCAGAUCAUGACUUAGCAAGUUGGCAGGAAUGCAGCCUUUGUGCACGGCCACCUUGAUAAAGCGUGUUGUUGUCCCGGUUUUGUUGGCUCGAUAAAAUUCGCCUGAUAAGGACACCGAUCGAGGCCUGUUUAUCGCGACCGGGCAAGCGGGGAACGACCGGGAGAGAACAGUGAGAUGAAUGCGAGAAGCUACUCAGGGUUGCAUGUCGAUGGGUUUCUGCAUAUUCAGCAGCAAACGACGAUCCCCGAUUCUGCUGCCAACAUGCUUCGUAGCGGGAUAACUGGGAAGAAAUUAUGAGUGUGUGGCAGAUACUACCUUGGAUUUCCUUUGAUGUCCCGUAUAGAGCCUUUUCGGAAGGAAGUCUGGUGCGACGAGAUGUGAUUGCAUGUGUGUGUUCAGCUACUAGUCACUAAUCAUUCUAGUCGACGGAUUCGGUGGAAGUGGAUGAUUUACUGCUUAUCACCCUGAAAUCAGCAGAAUUUUCGUUACACAACUUUUAUUUCGUUUGUUUUACUGUAUUCCUCGUGAAACCGCGGCCCGAUGGAGCACGACCGGUCGUCGUUGAACGUGGCCAUCAUCCCGACGGAGUUGAGUGGCGCUGGAGACGUCGCGGUGGUGGCCGUUCCAGAGUCGUUAGUGCGCUCGCAGUAUUCUGUUCCCGAUGGAGCGGACCACCUGCCCGACAAAUGGCCCGUCCCGGCAAAUUACGGGACCACGGAGAAGGCGCAAGAGGCACAAGAGCGGGAAACGGCCAAGCUGCCCACUUACUACACGGCCAUUCGCCUGGCGCCGCUGACGCUCUUGUUUGGACUGGCCCACGGGAUCGCCGGACCAGCCUACACCGAACUCAUGAAAAUCAGGGUGUGUGGACAGUAUUUUAAUUACACGGAGGAGGUGUGCCAGCAUUUGGAUGAGAAGAUGUACAUCCACCAGGCUGACAAUGUGCGGUCGGCGACAGCGCACUUCCAGCUGUACAACACUCUCAUCAGUACCAUCCCGUCCAUCCUGUUCUCCAUUUUACUGGGAUCCUGGAGCGAUCAGUAUGGGCGCAAAAUUCCCAUGUUGUUGCCAUUCUUCGGAACGUUCAUGGCGCAAGUCUACAUUGUUCUGUGUGCUCAUUUUCCCAUGAGUCCUGCGUUUCUCUUGAUAUCUCCCGUUAUCUCGUCGUUGUCAGGUGGUGGUGUCAUUAUCAACAUGGCCAUGUUCAGCUACAUCGGUGACUACACCACCAAGCGCACCCGUGCCCUCAACAUUGCCAUCAUCGACGGGGCCAUGUUCCUGGCUGGCAACGCCGGCAGCUUCCUGGGCGGGUAUACGUUACAGAACGAUGGCUUGGAGGUGCCGUUUUACAUUAACUGCGCUAUGACGGCCGCUUCCUUUCUCUAUAUUCUCCUGGUAAUUCGCGACCGGCAUCCGCAAGCUGCAAAACCCCGACUGCGCUUUGAAUGCGGCAGUUUAUUCUCCGUGGAGCGGGUCAAAGAAAACUGGCGGACACUGAGCAUGAAACGACCCGGGAAUGCCAGACAGCAUAUUUUACUGGUGUUGUUUUGUAUGCUGCUGUCAAGCACGUGUUUGAUCGGUGACGGUUCGAUCAUGCAGCUGUUCCUGGAAUUUCGCCCAUUCAACUGGACAGUGGAAUUCUACACUCUGUACUCCGCCAUCCAAGGUACCAUCUCCAGCGUGACCUUCAUGGCGGCCGUCAUUGUCCUGCGCAAAUACCUCGGCGUCCCUGACACCGUCCUGGCCAUUUUGGCCACCAUCUCCGCUAUCGGUGCCUUCUUCGGCUAUUCUAUCGCCGUUACAAAUUGGAUGAUCUACGCGGCAUCUGCCGUGGGCGUCUUCCGCAUGGUCAUCAUCGUCGUCAUUCGGUCGCUGCUGUCGGGGAUGGUGCGGCGCAAUGAGAUCGGAAAGGUGAUGAGUCUCAUCUCCUCCCUGCACUCCGUGACGCCGCUGUUGGGCUCUCUGAUCUUCACCAACGUGUUUGCCGCCACGUCGGCAUGGUGGCCGGGUUUCUGCUUCGUCCUGGGCGCCUUCAUGAUGGUCCCAGUGUUGGCCAUUUUCGCCUAUGUGGAUGUGGCGCGACGGGGCGUGGAUGUCGGGUACAAUUUGUUGGAGUCGGAAGAGGAGUGAUUGUUUUCCUGAAUGAUUUUUUAUUGAUCUUACAUUUUAAUAUGUAUAUAUUGUGAUAGCACAGUGUGAAAUAGAGUUUUUAUUGAUUUGAUUUUCUGUUU